AUGCAGAAUGUCAACCUUCAAGGAGCCGCUUACACCUGGGAUGCAGCUGACGAGCGACUCUGGGAGCGUCUACAGAAUCGAAGAAACGCUGCCUCUGGAGGGAAAAAAUAUGUCCUCAAGAACAUGAUACCAGGCGAAUUCGAGUAUCAACUUGAUCUGCAGAGACGAUUCUCGGGUCACCCAAAUAUACGGGCAGUAACUGACACGAUCCAGCCUCUUGAGAUGUUUAUAUACCCCUACUUGACUGGAGACCUGCAGCACCUGAGCCCCAAACUACGGUCGAAGAGAACGAAGGUUGAAGUUCUUCGGAGUGCCUUGCAGGGACUUUGUGACAUGCACAAAGAAAACAUUGUACACAAUGACAUCAAGGCCGAUAAUGUGCUGAUAGAGUAUGAAGAAGCAGAAGCAGGAGAAGAGAUGGUAAAGAUCAAGAGCGUUCAGAUAUCAGAUCUUGAGGACACUGUCCUCCUACCGGCUGGGAUGUGGUUUUCGGAAGGUAUAUGCGGAAAUGCAAUCUGGAGAAGCCCGGAGAGCUGGUGCCGGGCCCGCCAGAACAUCAGCUCAGACAUCUUCUCCUUUGGAAUUGUGAUGAUAUAUGUCAUGACAGGCAAGAUGGUCUUCCACAUUGGCUGGGACAAGCUUGACGCAGAAGACGCCUGGAGACACGUCCUGAGCCGACACAUCUCCUACUUUGCGGACGAAGAAGGGCUCAAUGGACUGCUGAAGCACAUCCAGAAGGAGAACCCGUUCUUUGAGCGCCUGGUGAGCCUGGCCGAGAAUGUUCCCCGACAACCCUUUGAGGCCUGGGGGAGUGUCGAGCCCCAACUGAAAAACUUGGUAGGCAAGAUGACCUGCCUGGACCCAUCGAGGAGAAUCACUGCGGCAGAGGCGCUGGAGCAUCCCUGGUUCAAAUCGGCCUGGAUGAAAGGAUGA
This is a messenger RNA of Trichophyton verrucosum HKI 0517, 933 nucleotides long. RefSeq lists its product as uncharacterized. Gene Ontology annotation, biological process: protein phosphorylation. Bases 1 to 933 code for a protein of 310 amino acids. The transcript is spliced from 4 exons. NCBI's taxonomy places the organism in Eukaryota, Fungi, Ascomycota, Eurotiomycetes, Onygenales, Arthrodermataceae. The record is from RefSeq and is a predicted model, not a curated record. Gene Ontology annotation, cellular component: cytoplasm. Gene Ontology annotation, molecular function: protein serine/threonine kinase activity; ATP binding.